AUGGCAUCGCAGGGCUUCUGGUCUCUUGGAGCGGAUGAUGCGGGGGCCAACACCGGCAGCCAGAGCCCCAGCACAACCAGGGCUUGGUGCCAAGCGGCGGCCCAGAAAUUAUCCGGAGGAAUUGGAUCGAAAUUAUGUGCGCUGCUAAAUGUCGGGGAGGUGGAGAAAGCCGCGGAUCCGGCCGCCAAGCAGCCGCCGGAGACAGAGGCUGCCGGCUCGUGCGGCUCCUGCGGCUGCAACAAAUCCUGCAACUGCACCAAAGCUCCCCUGGUCUUCUCAGACCUCUAUUCAACAGACCUGCUGCCGGCCCUGGACAGCGACGCCAAAACGAUGACCUUCCUGCAGGAGGUCGUGGAUAUUUUGCUGGCCUACAUCGUGGAGUCCUUCGACCGCGAUACCAAAGUGAUCGAUUUCCAUUAUCCGAACGAGCUGCUGCAGAUGAACAACUGGGAGCUGCAGGGCGAGCCGGCCUCGCUGGACGACAUCCUGGUCAGCUGCCGCGCGACCCUCAAAUACGCCAUCAAGACAGCCCACCCCAGGUACUUCAAUCAGCUCUCCACGGGAUUAGACAUGGUGGGCCUGGCAGCCGAUUGGCUGACGUCCACUGCCAACACCAAUAUGUUCACCUACGAGGUGGCUCCUGUCUUUGUGCUGCUGGAGUACGUCACUCUGAAGAAGAUGAGGGAGAUCAUCGGCUGGCCGGAUGGGCGAGGAGAUGGCAUCUUCUCUCCUGGUGGUGCUAUUUCCAACAUGUACGCCAUGCUGCUGGCCCGCUUCAAGAUGUUCCCCGAAGUGAAGGAGAAAGGAAUGUCAUCCGUUCCCCGACUGGUGGCCUUCACGUCCGAACACAGCCAUUUCUCCAUCAAAAAGGGAGCGGCGGCUCUCGGCAUCGGGACGGAGAGCGUGAUCUGCAUCAAAGUGGACGAAAGUGGCAAAAUGAUCCCAGCUGACCUUGAGAGGAGAAUACUGGAGGCGAAACAGAAGGGCUUCGUUCCAUUCUUUGUCAGCGCCACGGCCGGAACAACCGUGUACGGAGCCUUCGACCCUCUCAUCGCCAUCUCCGACGUCUGCAAAAAGUACAACGUCUGGAUGCACGUGGACGGUGCGUGGGGAGGAAGUCUCCUCAUGUCCCGGAGACACCGGUGGAAGCUGGAUGGAGUUGACAGGGCCAAUUCAGUAACAUGGAACCCGCACAAGAUGAUGUCUGUCCCUCUGCAGUGUUCAGCCCUGCUGGUCCGAGAGGAGGGUCUGAUGCAGAACUGCAACCAGAUGCACGCCUGCUACCUGUUCCAGCAGGACAAACACUACGACCUGUCCUACGACACCGGGGACAAAGCCAUGCAGUGCGGACGCCACGUGGACAUCUUCAAGCUGUGGCUCAUGUGGAGGGCCAAGGGCACCAUCGGGUUCGAGGCUCAGAUCGACAAGUGCCUGGAGCUGUCGGAGUACCUCUACAACAAGAUCAAAGACAGAGAAGGAUACGAGAUGGUCUUUAAUGGGAAACCUCAGCACACCAACGUCUGCUUCUGGUACCUCCCUCCUGCGAUCCGCUACAUGGAGGACAACGAGGAGAGAAAGAAACACUUGCACAAGGUGGCUCCAGUGAUAAAGGCCAGGAUGAUGGAGUACGGGACAACCAUGGUCAGCUACCAACCGCAGGGAGACAAGGUCAACUUUUUCCGCAUGGUGAUCUCAAACCCCGCGGCGACCUUCGAGGACAUCGACUUUCUUAUCGAGGAGAUCGAGCGACUCGGCCACGAUCUAUAA
This is a messenger RNA of Cyclopterus lumpus (lumpfish), 1767 nucleotides long. RefSeq names its product glutamate decarboxylase 2 (gene gad2). The transcript has 16 exons. The record is from RefSeq and is a predicted model, not a curated record. Gene Ontology annotation, cellular component: cytoplasm. Bases 1 to 1767 code for a protein of 588 amino acids. Gene Ontology annotation, biological process: GABA shunt. Lineage: Eukaryota; Metazoa; Chordata; Actinopteri; Perciformes; Cyclopteridae. Gene Ontology annotation, molecular function: glutamate decarboxylase activity; pyridoxal phosphate binding.